This is a messenger RNA of Darwinula stevensoni, 1304 nucleotides long. The record is from the annotation of a GenBank genome assembly. NCBI's taxonomy places the organism in Eukaryota, Metazoa, Arthropoda, Ostracoda, Podocopida, Darwinulidae.
GUCUUAAAGUAUCGGUUCCGGUUUUCGCACUCGACGUGGUUUGAAUGCGUCGAGAAGGCACGAUCCGACGACAAGGCACGGCUCGUAGAGCAAAACGAGAAACGAGAAGAGCAAAGCCCCAUCCAGUCGCGAGUAUUCAUGGACCGCUGCAUUGUAGAUGGUACAAAUAAUGGGGCAAGCGACGAAGGAGAGGAGAGGAGAACAGAAGACGAUUUCCAUGGGGAUUUAGUCUUAAUUGGUGGUUUGGGAGAGGAAAGGAGGAAUGGAGACAAAACUGUCCACCAUCCUCCUUCCACCUUCCUCCUACCUCCAGAGACGGAGUUGAUUGGGCCGACGGAGAUGUACGUGGAGAAGGAGAGCACCUUGAACCUGACGUGCAUCGUGAGGAAUACCCUCAACCCACCCGCGAACAUUCAGUGGUUCCACAAUCAAGAGGAAAUAAACUACGACUCGCCUCGGGGAGGAGUGAGCGUGGUGACGGAGAAGGGGUUAACGGGGACCCGGAGCUCCUUGAUCCUCCUCGAGGCCACUCCGAAGGAUUCUGGGAAUUUCUCCUGUCUUCCUGCUUGGGGGGAUCCUGCCUCCCUCUAUCUUCACGUCCUUCACGAUAAGAAGAAGCGGCCGGAAGUGAAUUUAUACCCCCCGAGGAGCCAUGUAGGAAUGAUAAGCCUGGUAGAACGGCGAAUCGCAGAUCCAGGCCUCCUCUCUGGAGACCUCUCAGCUCGUGUAAUGGAUGUGGAAACACCACCGGAAUCUUCCCGACACCACGCGUGCAAUGCGAUCCCCGAAAAUCUGGGUCAUUGCAUGGUCAUUUGGGCCUUCUCGAAACGUUGUCAGCAGUCGGCGGGAUGGCAGCACAACGGGUCGAGUGGAUCUUGGGUGAAACGAGCUUGUUUCUUCCCCUCCAUGGCCUUCCUCUUCAUCGUCUCUAUUUCCCCCUCGUGACUAUCGUCCUUAUAGGAGAAGGAGGGGAAACGAGCUGCAGAACUGGCGAAGGAAAUGGAAAGGGGAUUGAUGAGCCACAUUUGCUGCACGCCAGGAUACACAGCUCCAUACCUACGUAGAUUUCCCUCCCUUAUCUGGAUCCUCCCGACUCGACACGACUCGGACGACGACGAUGACUCCCCCAAGUUAUCCAUGAAAUCUGCAUUAUCGUUAUGGACGCGACUCGGUCGAUGGAUCGAUGUUGGGGUGUUCAUUAUUUCUUCCCUAUCUCCCUCGAUGAGGCUCUUCGCCGAGGAUCAUCGGGAUUAAUCGCUUCUCCCCGACCUUAGAGCAGAAGUCGUUUUUCUUCUAUAUUCACA